Jaminaea rosea is the source of this 661-nucleotide messenger RNA. Its product is annotated as SF3b10-domain-containing protein. Gene Ontology annotation, cellular component: U2 snRNP; precatalytic spliceosome. The record is from RefSeq and is a predicted model, not a curated record. Lineage: Eukaryota; Fungi; Basidiomycota; Exobasidiomycetes; Microstromatales. Gene Ontology annotation, biological process: mRNA splicing, via spliceosome. The coding region runs from base 222 to 545 and encodes 107 amino acids. The transcript has a single exon.
ACUCCUUCUCCUCCUCCAAUCACCAACGAAACGUGAGUAACGACCAGAAGACUCGACACGGGCAAUGGCACGGAUGACCACACAUCCCAAUAUCUGCUCAGCGACCCAUCAUGGGUCGCGAUGGUUACGAGCACAAAACCUUAAUGUCAUAGUUACUCUGAGCCGUCGAGAGAUGCGCGCGCGAGAGGCGCGAGGAGGAGGAUCGAGAUCCCCAUCAUCCCAUGCUCACCAAGGCUGACACCCUCCGCCUCCUCUUACUCUUCUCGCCGCUCCUCAGCAUGUCAGACAGUGCUGAGCUGAAAUACACCUCCAACCAGCAACUCGAACACCUCCACGCUCGAUACGUCGGUACCAUCCACCCGGAUAUCACCAAGCACGAGUGGCUCGUCCACCAGCAUCGGGAUACUGCUGCUUCCAUUGUCGGGCAUCCGAUGCUGCACUCCUUUAUCGCGCUGGCCGAGGGGGAGAGCAAGGCGAGAGUGGCUGCUGGGUUGAAGGAGAAGAUGAUGAUGCCGUGUGGGCCGAGGCCGGAGAUGGGGGAGUAGGCGCGGCGUUGGGGGGAGGAACAUAAUGCGAUUCUUGGAGGCGAAUGCGGGGGCGAAGACGGAACCUCUGCUCUGUAUUACUAGCUAUCAAUCAUACCCACAUCUGCGAGUCUAUC